CUCCUCCAACUGUAACUCACAACACAAUAAUUGAAGCUGAAUAUUUACAGCAUUCAUUUCCCUUAUAGACUCGAAUAACCAACGUAAUUUCCACCUACCUGGGAGCCCUCCACCUCUCAAAAAUGGCACCAACAACCAUCCCCGCUCGCCACGGCAUCGCCACUCCCCUCCUCGCAGGCCAAACCAUCAAAGUAAUCAACACCUCCGGCACCCAAGUUGUUGACACCUGGGCAUUCCUCCUUUCCUCUUUCCCUCCCUCUUCAAGCUCUCACAUCAUCUCCCAAAUGUCUAUGCAGCACACCCGUGCGUCUCUCAACAAGAUCAUCCCGAAAGUGGGGGAUGGUCUGUACAGUAAUGAGAGGGUCAAGAUGUUGACGGUGGUGGAGGAUACGACGCCUGGGACUCACGAUACGCUUAUUGCGGCGUGUGAUAGGCAGAGGUAUGAGGAGUUGGGUGGUGGGAGUGAGCAUAGGAAUUGUGCGGAUAAUUUGGUGGAGGGGUUGGGUGCGCUUGGUCUCAAAGCACCACAAUUCACACCCUCCCCCUUUAACCUCUUCAUGAACAUCCCCGUCCACGAUGAUCUCCUGACCAUUUCGUUCGAGCCACCAACUAGCAAGGAAGGGCAGUAUAUCUGCCUAAAGGCGGAGAUGGAUAUGGUUGUUGCGUUUAGUGCUUGUCCACAGGAUAUCUUAAGUAUCAACUGUGGGAAGCCGGUGGAUGCACACUUUGAGAUCUUUUGAAUAGGUUGUUAUAGUCGAAGCAGAAGGACAGGCCGAGUGGAGAUCCAUUAGGCUAGUAGCUUUUAGUAAAAUCUUUAUAAAGUGAAUAGUAAUCAACCAGAUACUAGAAGAAAUUCAAUCCUAUUUUAUGUUUUAGAGCCUGGAGAGAAUUCAAUGAACAGA
Messenger RNA from Cadophora gregata, 902 nucleotides. RefSeq lists its product as uncharacterized. The record is from RefSeq and is a predicted model, not a curated record. The coding region runs from base 123 to 740 and encodes 205 amino acids. The transcript has 3 exons. Lineage: Eukaryota; Fungi; Ascomycota; Leotiomycetes; Helotiales; Ploettnerulaceae.